AUGCCGUGCCUAAUCAUUGAAGCGUGCGCAGCCUCCCGCGGUGCGCGACACAGAGCUUGCAACAAGACGACGGCCACGACAGCAGUGCAUCUAAACACAGCCAAGGCUCCAGGCCCAAACUUUCCACCUCCAAAGACCGACAAGCCUCGCCCUCACGUCUGUGCGACAUGCCAGCGUUCUUUCGCACGUCUCGAGCAUCUCAAAAGGCACGAGCGCUCACACACCAAAGAAAAGCCCUUCGAGUGCCCGGAAUGCACAAGAUGUUUCGCCCGGCGUGAUCUGCUGCUGCGCCACCAGCAAAAGCUCCACCAGACAACAACACCCUCGUCGCGACCCCGGAACAGGCGCGAGAGCACAACUGGUGUAGCUCCUGGCCAGAGCAGAGCUCGGAAAAACAGCAUUGCCAGCACGAGUACCAAUGGGCCUGGCGCUGCCGCCAUGAGGCCCAGGGCCAACACAAUCAGUCAUGUAGACGUGAACCAUGCUCAAAUGAUGGCAGCAGCUACUGCGCAGGUCGCCCGCAACCCGAUGCCGCCCACACACAGCCGGCAUCAAAGUCUCGUCGGUCUCCCGCUGCACAACAUGGACCAGUUUGCGGGAAUGUCUACCAUCAUGGGCCAGCGCGGCGUCAGUCACGGGCUGCCCAGGUUGGAGACGCAUGGGAUGACGGGCAUGGAGUUUCACAACGACGUGAACCUGAGGACAGCGCCACCCGUCACAUUCAAUGCGGACUUCGACUUUGAUAGUCUCUUGUUUGGACAGCACGGAUCCACCAUCAACCCGAAUGCGUUGCACUACAACGAGUCGCCCCAUUCCAUGUCAAUUGACCCACUCUCGCCCUUUGGUCCCAUGACCGACAUGUCAGGUACUCAGACUGAGGGUGACAGUUUCGACUGGCUCACAGGCUUCGAGCAUCAAAUGUCGUUUAACAACGUGCCCGAGACAGCUAUUGAUGGCUCAUCCCCGUCUGCUGUGAGCAAUGCGAGCCCGGGAGGGAUUAGCGACGUCAUGCUGGACGGCUCAGGAACAACAAAUCCGACCGUCACAAUCAACUCAACCGCCGUCUGGCAGCAGGGGAUUAUGGGUCCGCCACAGAUGCCGAAUCCGUAUGCCAUGGAUCUGACGGGUGCCGUUUUCCCAGACCUGAUGGGCGGAACACCAGUCUCACCUCAGCCGCCACAGAAGAACAUGAACGACGUCUAUUUCUCAACGCCGCCACCAUCCAUGAGCUCUCUGUCGCCAUCAAUGAUGUCUGGGCUUGGGGCACAACAAAUACACCAAACUCUCAACUUUGGUCACGGGCCCGAGACCCCGACUUCGGUAAACGGUGCUUUGCAGAUGCAUUCUCCUGUUCAUACAAUCACGGAGACAACAAGAGCAGCCUUGGUUAGCGCUUUGUCGCAAAGUGGCCCCUUCGGCGGACGACGGUACUCAUUCCACACACCCACUUCUCCGCUAUCGCCUCUGACACAAAAUAACGGAGAAGGUCUUCCGGACCAAGCCCGAGCCCUCCCUAGUGUACCCGACUUGCAGCGUUAUGUUGCCAGCUACAUUCGAUACUGUCACCCGCACCUACCUUUCCUGCAUCUUCCAACCCUCUCUUUUGACUCGCCGCCUGUCAAUGGUCGCGGGAGUGCUGUUGGAGGCAGCGGCUGCCUGAUACUGUCCAUGGCCGCGAUCGGCGCACUCUACGAACUUGAGCGCGCCCAAGCCCGGGAAUUGUUCGACAUGGCCAAGAGGAUGAUUCAGCUGUAUUUGGAAGAGCGCAGGAAGGCCGAUAUGCGCAAGGCCGACUUCCGCCGCACGCCAUCUUCAGAUCAAGGUGGCCAUGGAUCUGAUGGUUCCGCCCAUACGCCACUCUGGCUGGCCCAGGCAAUGUUGCUGAACGUCGUGUAUGGACACAACUCUGGGGACAAGACCGCCAAUGACAUUGCAUCCACCCACUCGGCCGCGCUCGUUAGCUUGGCUCAAGCCGCUGGGCUUCUGCGGCCCAUGACUAUCGACUCCCCCGAACUUCAGGAAAUUCAGAUCAGCGAUGGCGAAGGAAACUGGGGCGGUGGUGUCAAAGCAGAAUCGGAGGAACAAGCCGAAUGGCUGAAAUGGAAGACAGUGGAAGAACGUAAGCGGACGCUAUAUGUCAUCUUCAUUCUUUCGAGUCUUUUGGUGGCCGCAUACAACCACGCGCCAGCUUUGACGAAUUCGGAGAUCCUUCUGGACCUCCCGUGCGACGAGGAGUUUUUCGCGGCCGAUAGUGCUUCUGCGUUCCAGGCUAAAGGUGGCUUGCGUGCUGCUGGUCAUAACCGAAUGACCUUCCACGAGGCUUUGGGAGAAUUAUUGCGUACGAACGAGAAACAACAAAAGAUUGCCUUCAACAACGCUCACCAGUCCUUCGGAAACUCACUCGGUACAAACGAGAUCCCUAAGGGCGAUUUGCGUCCAAGCACGUUAGGCUGCCUCGUGCUGAUCAACGCGCUCCACAACUACAUCUGGGAGACACGCCAGCGCCACCAUAACAAACUCUGGACCAACGAAGAGACGGAAAAGAUGCACCGCCACAUCGAGCCAGCAUUAAAGGCAUGGCAGGCGGCCUGGGCCAGCAACCCUCAUCAUAGUCUGGAGCGGCCCAAUCCUUUUGGCAUGGGACCCCUCUCUGCCGACGCCAUCCCGUUGCUCGAUCUCGCAUAUGUGCGGCUUUUCGUCAAUAUGUCGCGAACAAAGGAAAAGUUCUGGCAGAGAGACUGGCAGGGACUUGCAGAGGAGCUGUCGCGGGGAGAUGAAAUUGUACAGCAUGCGGAGCAUUCUCCCAGGUCAAAUGCUGAAUCCAGUGAUCCUUCCGAUGCAUCCGCUGGAAGCUCGGUAUUUAUUGAUUCACCUGCUACUCAGUCGUCACCACCGGAUGUCGCAACUGCCAAACUUUCUACAGCCCCCGGAGCCCAAACGCAUGGGUCGGCUGCCAGCCGUACCAUUUCUCGCCGGGAAAAGCACCUUCGGAAAGCUGCAUUUUAUGCGGCAGACUCGCUGUCCAUGUCUGACAGGUUGGGCGUCACCUUUGCCGACUUCACAAGCCGGGAGUUACCUGUACAAUCGGCAAUGUGUGCAUUCGAUUGUGCGCAGGUGCUUGCCGAAUGGGUUGCAACCCUUCAAGACCGUGUUGGUAGAUAUCUUGGCGUGCUCGGACAAGAUGAGGUGGACCUGACACAGGUGCCGGCGAUCAUGCUCCUGGAGGACGAGGACGUCAAACUCUUGGGCAAGAUACAAGAGCUCCUGGCCAGCGCGGAAAUGAAGAUGAGCAUGGAUCUGGUCAGUGGCAAUGCACACACCGGCAUCGAUGCGCGAUUACAGAUGGACAACUACAACGGCUACGCAGCAAAGAUAUUACGUGUGACUUCAUACAUGGUCGAGAAGUCUGCGGUCUGGCCUGUCCUCCAUCUUAUGGCGCAAUGCCUCGAGACCCAUGCGGGCUACAUGCGAGCGCGGGCAGAAAAGUCGGUCGUGUCCGGCGAAUGA
Molecule: messenger RNA, 3507 nt
Organism: Microdochium trichocladiopsis
Lineage: Eukaryota; Fungi; Ascomycota; Sordariomycetes; Xylariales; Microdochiaceae
Product: DNA binding regulatory protein AmdX
Exons: 4
Coding region: 1-3507 (1168 amino acids)
Biological process (GO): regulation of transcription by RNA polymerase II; DNA-templated transcription
Cellular component (GO): chromatin
Molecular function (GO): RNA polymerase II cis-regulatory region sequence-specific DNA binding; zinc ion binding; DNA-binding transcription factor activity, RNA polymerase II-specific
Source: RefSeq, a predicted model, not a curated record